Messenger RNA from Mesorhabditis spiculigera, 777 nucleotides. The record is from the annotation of a GenBank genome assembly. NCBI's taxonomy places the organism in Eukaryota, Metazoa, Nematoda, Chromadorea, Rhabditida, Rhabditidae.
AUGGAUUCCUCGGAAGACGAGCCCUUCGAGGAGAUAGGCUUUGAAGAUGUUGAAGCUCCGUGGAAUGCUGAGCCACGCAUCAAAAUGCAAGUGUUGUACCAAAUUGUGGGCGGUGAGGUGACCUCCAAUCGCGGAAUUUUGGAUGAUCUCUGUACGCAAAUCGGCUUGCGUCCGAUCGAGCUGAAGCCAUUCUCCGCGAAGCUAUGCAGGUUCGAAAAUACGGAGCCCGCAAUCGGAAUUGAUUUGGGCACGACGUGUUCCGUCUUUGCCGUGUGCAUUGGUGGUGAAGCGGUGAUCUUGCCAAACGAAUACGGCAAUCGUACAACACCAUCCCAGGUCGCUUUCGUCGAUGGCAGAACCUUGAAGCUGUCGCCCAUGGAGCUGCUCUACAGGCAGCAAAGCUCGGAGGAACUUUACGCCGGCGAGCGUGCGCAAUACCAACACAACACGUUGCUCGGCAAAUUUACGCUGCCAAUUCGAAAGGCGCCGGCCUGGAAAGUCAAAGUCAGGGUCACCUUGGAAGUCGACUGUGACGGCAUCAUGACACUGACUGCUGAGGACCUGUGCACCGGCACUUCGGAUACGAUCAAAAUUACCCGAGAGGACGCACCAAUCGAACUAACCUUCGAUAUCGAGGACUACUUGGAGAACGCUAAGAAAUAUACGAAAGAAGACGAUGUGUGGUUGCAGCAAUACAAGGUCGCUGCGCGCCUACGACAUUCCUCGCGCCCAGGUGCUACGCAUACCCGGUGGGUGGACAAUGCGGACACCAGCCAA